Messenger RNA from Aspergillus oryzae RIB40, 522 nucleotides. RefSeq lists its product as uncharacterized. The record is from RefSeq and is a predicted model, not a curated record. Lineage: Eukaryota; Fungi; Ascomycota; Eurotiomycetes; Eurotiales; Aspergillaceae. The coding region runs from base 1 to 522 and encodes 173 amino acids. The transcript has 2 exons.
AUGUACUUUUUGCUUUUCUCAGGGGUCUCGUCUGGCACUUCUUCGGAACGAGUACAGAAUGUAUUCACCUCGGCAGCAUUUCUAGACAACAACAUAUUGAUGACGAACAACUUCCAAUCUCAGACGAUUGGUAUAUCGUACGAUAUGCGUGCCGAUGGACAAAAGCUGGAUAUUUCUCGUGCAGGAAUCAUCUUCGUGUCGAUAUUAUUGGUCUUGACUUGCGAUUCCUCGAUGGACCGAAACUCUUGGCUCCUUCGCAAUGCUACGUAUCCGGGCCUCGUUAUCAGAAAAGACUCCUCUGUUGCGACGCGACAUGUUGAUGGUGUCAAGUCUCUCGACGAGACUCCCAGUUGGAUUGGCAACACGGCUAAUGGUGAGAUGGUGAAGCUUUGCCUAGGGGGAGAACGGCCGCUCGCGAAGACCAUGUCUUAUGCCGGUUAUAACAUCGACUAUGUGGCCCAAACAACGGAGACGAGCAACCCCGAUGGCGAUCAGACGAGUGCUACUCCUUCCUUAGUCUAG